AUGACUAAAGAUGCUGUCAUCUCAUUCACAAAUCCUCUCCGCCGCCUUCCAGGACUUCAAGGAGCCACUGAAAAGCUUCUUCAUAAUACGACGAUCUCUAUUCUGAUUUUCCUAUUCUUCCUUCUAGCUUCGAAGCCCUUGUUUGGGACUCCUAUAUCAUGCCAACUUCCGAAAGAAUGGCCUGAAUCCUCGAUUCAAUAUUUCGCAGACUUUUGUUAUUAUGCCAAGCGAGACAAAGUUAGUUUCGCUACGAGAAGUAUCGGAUCUCAAGGAACGAUUAGUCACAACAAAUUGACUGGAACUUCAGACUUUUAUAUGUGGGUGCCUCUCGUCCCUAUACUCCAUGGCAUACUCACCCUUCUUCCAGUUUUCUUCUGGAAAUUCGUUGGACUGGAUAGUUUUAAUGGAUCGGAUAUCAUUGCAUUUAUAGAAUACUACUCUUCUAAAAAUAACGAAAAAUCGAAAGAAGAAGGGCGGUUGGUUUAUCCAGAAGAGUGGCGUUUUAUGAAACAAGCGGCUCAAUUUCAAGAAUGGAUCAAACUACGAAAAGGUGCUUGGUACGGGCCGUCACAGACCAUGUGCGUCUAUGUAGGGAUGAAAUGGUUUAGAUUUGUUAUUUUUCUUCUGCAAUUUUGGAUGAUCGCAAGUUUCUUCGGCGGUGGCAAGUUAUCCUGGGGAUUCGAUAGUAUGGGUAUCGAUCCGGCGAUCGACUUUAGGAAAGGAAGCAGUAAUGUGAACAGUGUGCUCGCGAGAUGCGUGUUAUCUGCUAAUUAUGUGAAUGCGAAAGCCUUUCUAUUUCUAUACUGGUGGUUUUUAUUCGUUUCGUUGAUAUCAGUGAUCUCAGCAGUGUACUAUACCACCAUUCUUCUGAUACCAAGGUAUCGGAAGUACACAAUCCAGACAAUGAUAAGACAUGAAGACUAUUUCAUCGAAACGUAUGGAGGGCCGCAUCCUGAUCUGAAUCUCAACGGAACAGCUCCGCUUGAUUAUCUGAUUCAUAACCUUGGCAACGAUGGUUUCUUGGUCUUCCAAAUGAUCUACGAUGUUAGCCAUUUCGGAUGCUAUCGUUUUGCGGAGCACAUCUGGAUGUAUUCCAUCGUGAAUAAUGGGGAAAUUCCGGUCCCGCAGUUGCAAAAUGAUGAAAAAGUUCGUGAGAAAGAGAAGAAGGACUCUCCGGUCCGCGAUACAGAAAUGGAUGGAGCAGGAGAUCGUUACCGCGGUGGAAAAGAUCACCCAAAAAAUAAAAAGUCAUCGUCAUCGCCGAAUCUCUCAGUUGUUUCGGAAGAAGAUGAUUCCAAUUCAACCAAAAUCUCGUUGAGCGGAGAAUCGCAACCAUCUCUAUUGAUCACAGAAUCCGAUGAAGAACCGCUUCUUGACCCGUCCCUUUUAAAUGUCUUGACCACUUAG
Caenorhabditis briggsae is the source of this 1407-nucleotide messenger RNA. It is a transcript of the gene Cbr-inx-21, whose product is annotated as Protein CBR-INX-21. The record is from RefSeq and is a predicted model, not a curated record. Gene Ontology annotation, molecular function: gap junction channel activity. Bases 1 to 1407 code for a protein of 468 amino acids. The transcript is spliced from 8 exons. Gene Ontology annotation, cellular component: gap junction; plasma membrane. Lineage: Eukaryota; Metazoa; Nematoda; Chromadorea; Rhabditida; Rhabditidae.